Messenger RNA from Amphimedon queenslandica, 2181 nucleotides. RefSeq lists its product as uncharacterized. The record is from RefSeq and is a predicted model, not a curated record. The coding region runs from base 28 to 2070 and encodes 680 amino acids. Gene Ontology annotation, biological process: protein import into nucleus. Lineage: Eukaryota; Metazoa; Porifera; Demospongiae; Haplosclerida; Niphatidae. The transcript has 16 exons.
GUUAAGUUUAAACUGAUAAACUCUAAAAUGGCGACAGAUAGCACUUCCAGCAUUUCUUUGGUGCUGUCUCUUUUAAAGUGCAAGACUCGUUUAGAGAGAGAGAAAGGUCUUUCAGAGCUGAAAAAGUUGAUAGAGACUAACCAGGCUCUCCCUGAAGAUCUCAAAGACCUCCAGUCCUCUCUUUCAGUCAUUUUGUCAUCAUCUGAUGAAAGCAAUACAUGGGAAGAGAAGCAUGGAGCGCUGUUAGCAACUAACCUCUUGAUAGAUAAAAAGAAAGCUAGUGAAGAGUUUAAGGAUAACUUAAAAGGGCUAGUGAGUCAUCUGUUGGAGCACAAUGAAUCAAGAAUUCGAUUAUUAACUGGUGAAAUCAUUGGUGGAUUGUGCAAGUGGGAUGGUGUAACUGUCUAUGAAGAAUUAAGAGACGUCUUGUUGAGUGGAAUAAAGAAUAACAUAGUGAGGGAGCUUGAUCCUACCGAUCAUGCUGAGCUGGUCAAGAAACUACAAGAAGAUAAUACUAGUGAAGACCAAGAGGAGAACAGAAGUGCUAGUCCUUCACCUCCUCCUACAGCUUCUAAUGUCUUUCAUGAAACAGCUGGUUGGAAGAGCUUAGAGACUUACAUGAAUGCUCUACAGUAUGCUGUUGAAGGUUGUGGCAGCUCAUUUGAGCCACACAUUACAUCAGAGCUCCUUGAUCUUCUCUUCACUGCACUGGAACACAUCAACAGGUUUGUACGUGAGACAGGAUAUAAGGUCCUUGCUGCCAUUGUCAAGUGUCCUGAUGUGUCUGAUGGUACAAAGGAUAAGUAUUCUGGACUGAUAGCUGAGCAAUUAGUAAAAGGAUUGAGUGAUAAUUGGAGCCAAGUAAGGAUGUCUGCUUCAAUAGCAACAAGAGAUUUCUUAAUCACAUCAUCCAAUACGUCUCAUCUCCCUCUCCUAAUACCACCAAUGUGCCUCAACAGGUAUUACAUAGCUGAAGGUGUAAGGUUAUAUUCACAGGAGACAUGGCGUCAAGUCACAAUGGGGAAAGGAACACAACUGGUAGAAAACUACAUUGACAAAGUGGUAUCAUUCUAUAUAAAGGAGAGUGAAGCGUCUAAUCAUGCAGUGAGAGAGGCAGCAUGUACUUGUAUUGCUGAAUUAGGGAAUAAGAUAUCACCAGAUGCUGUGAGGCCUCAUGUCAGUCAACUAGUGACAGCAUUACUGGACUGCUUCCAUGAUGAGAGCUGGCCUGUCAGAGAUGCUGCUUGUUUAGCUUGUGGUAACUUUAUUGCUUGUUUUCCUGACGAGUGUCAUGAGUACUUAUCUCAGUUAUAUCCGUUAUUCUUAGCCAAUCUUGAGGACAGCAUACCCUCUGUGAGACAAGGAGCUGCUGUUGCUAUUGGCAACCUAGUGAAGACAUAUGGUACUGAAGUCGAAGAUAAAGUCAUUAGUGUCAUCAAGGAAUGGCUCCCUCUUGUUUCCGAACAACCACCUUCAGUUGAUAGCAGUGAUCCACUUCAUCCUGGUUUAGAAUCCGGUCCAGCUGUUUUUGGAGUUGUGAAGAGAAUCCAUGACAAUGACAUGGAUACCCACAGCAACCAACAGAUGUAUUCUUGUGGCUCACUGGCUCCUAAAAUGAAGAGGAGAGGAGGUGGUGGUGGAUGCAUGCACAGUGACUUCCAUAAACCAGCCCAGCCAUGGGAGAAGAGUGAGGGUUGUAUUCACCUACUGUCAGAGUUGUCUAAAGUGGAUCGGUCUCGUUCUAAUGUUGCAUUGCUCCUCCCAUUACUAGCAGAGACAACUGGACACAGACAAUACAUCCAACACUGUAACCACAUGGAGACACUAAUGAAACAACUUCCUGUUAUAGCAAAGUCACUAGGCAAGAGAGUAUUCAAGCAGCAUAUUGAAUUAUUUUUUGAUGGAAUAUUUUAUGGAAUCAUUUCUUCCAGUCCGCAAUUAAAGAUGGCUUCAUCUGAUUGUGUUCAAUCUCUUACUGCACUGAUUGGUCCAAUGAUAAUGAGAGGAAGAAUAGAACAAUAUAAUCCUUCAUAUUUAUCACUUCUUGAUAGAACUGACCCUAUACAGUAACUUAUUCUCUCUUCCUUUUCUUUCUUUAUUAAAUACUUAUCAUUAUUUUCAAUAAUUAUGAUUAUAAUUUAUUACAUGCAAAUGUUCCAGUAGAGAUACUGACAAGUGGCA